AUGCCCACCCGCGCAACCAAACCCCCGCCCCCCGCCUCCACCGCAUCCUCCUCCUCCCUCUCCUCUGGCCGACCAGACCGCAGCGCCACCCUCCCCCGACCCCAAGCCUCCGCGACACCGCAUUCGCGCUCCAGCGAGGAGAUGAGCGAACCUCCCCGCCGCUCGCAGCGCUCCCAGCCCAGCAAGAAAGAUGAGGCGGCGAAGGAGGAGCAUGAGCUGGAUGAGGACGCGAUCGAGGAGGAUGAGGAGGUUACGCGAUGCGUGUGUGGCUUGUCGGAGUAUCCUGGUCCUGCUUUGAGCGAGGCUUUUGACGGCGUGGACGCGCAGGCGGAGGACGCGGGGGGGUUGUUCAUCUCCUGUGACGCCUGCAGCGUCUGGCAACAUGGAGGAUGUGUUGGCAUAUUCGAAGAGGCACAGGUGCCCGAUAAAUACUACUGCGAGGAGUGCAGACCAAAGCUGCACGACUUACACGUCGAUUCCAGAGGGCAAAACUACUCCCUCUACCAACCCGUCUACUCGAAAACCGGCCGCAAGCCCUCGAUCAGCAAGCAUGGCGACAAGGCGAAGCACGAGCGAGAAGCGGCAUCGCUACGUGCGAGCGCAGAUCCGGCCACUGGAAGGAGGAGGGCGACAAUGCGGAGUAAAGAGCAUGACGAAGAGGAAGAACAAAUUCGAAGAGCAAUCGAAGAGAGUAAGCGGGAGACAGGAACCGCUGGUGGCAACGGCAGUGGGCGGAGGAAUGGGAAAAGAGCGAGACCUGACAGCGAAGAUCAAAGAUCAGACUUGAAGCGCCAACGGCGAACUUCGGAGGCUGCGAAUCAAAAGCCCACUCCGGCAGACGAAGAGUCAGAAGACGACCUUGCGAGCGGCAACGGUGGCAAAGGCAAGAAAGGCCGAACAGAAGCAGUGCAGUCCGCGCGUCAGACCGAGCAGCGGGAGAAAGAGAAGGAACGGGAUAGAGCGCGGGCAGAAGCCGCGGGGCGGCGACAAGAGCGAGCAGGGCGGAGGAGAGUGGAAGAUGAGGCAUCGGAAGAGACACCAAAGCCCACUGCAAGCGCAAAGGCCUCUCCACCUCCCCCUUCGAAGCUGGGCAACAUUCUCAACGCCAAAACCCGCGGCGGCUCCUCUCCUCCUAACGUGAAGAAGACCAUCCCGUCAGCAACCAAUGGCGCCAGCAGCGGCGACGAACCUCUGACAAACGGCGACUCUCAACACAAAAUGGGCAGCAACGGCAACGGCACCACCAAGAACAGCCCGGAACGAGGCGCGCCAAUGAGAGGCAAGUUCGGCCGCGGCAGGCACAAAGGCGUGGUGGGCAAUGGACUCAAACAUCAUCACGGCCCGGAGGACCCGUCGGAGCUCAGUAUCGCGACGAUGAAACGCCGCAUGGACGGCAUGGCUGCUUUCAUCGCCAAGGCGCAGGCGGAGCUGGCGGGCGACAGGAGAGUGCUGCAGCAUGGCGCUGGGGUUCUUCCGCCUCCGCCUAGGAGUGGGGUGGAGGAUGGCGGCGGGGAGCAGAAGUUUGAGAAGAUGAAUGCGUUGGACAUGGCGGGGGUGGUUUCGCGGGAGAUUCUGGAGUGGCAGAGUCGGUUUGCGAGUGGGGCGUGA
This is a messenger RNA of Neohortaea acidophila, 1608 nucleotides long. RefSeq lists its product as uncharacterized. Gene Ontology annotation, cellular component: Rpd3L complex; Rpd3L-Expanded complex. The transcript has 4 exons. NCBI's taxonomy places the organism in Eukaryota, Fungi, Ascomycota, Dothideomycetes, Mycosphaerellales, Teratosphaeriaceae. Gene Ontology annotation, biological process: negative regulation of silent mating-type cassette heterochromatin formation; negative regulation of rDNA heterochromatin formation. Bases 1 to 1608 code for a protein of 535 amino acids. The record is from RefSeq and is a predicted model, not a curated record.